AUGAAGCAGCUUCCUGUUGAAGUGAUUGGGAACAUACUGUCCCAUCUCAAGGCUGCUAGGGACGUAGUUAUAGCCUCAGCAACAUGCAAGAAAUGGAGAUUUGCAUGCUGCAAACACCUGCAUACACUUUCUUUCAGCUCUAAUGAUUGGCCGGUUUACCGUGAUUUGACGACUAUCCGUCUCGAGAUUUUGAUCACGCAGACGAUAUUACAGACAUCGGGGUUGCAGUCGCUUUCGAUUUUGAUGGAGGAUGUCGAUGAAUUCUCGGCUUCUGCUGUUAUUGCUUGGCUUAUGUACACUAGGGAGACUCUGAGGCAGUUGUUUUAUAAUGUGAAGACUAUGCCGAAUGUUAACAUUCUUGAGAUAUGUGGUAGGCAUAAGCUGGAAAUACUUGAUUUGUCUCAUAAUUCUAUUGUUGGGGUUGAGCCGAUUUAUCAGAGGUUCCCUUGUUUGAAAUCACUUUCGUUGAGUUAUGUUACUAUAUCUGCGUUGGAUUUGAAUCUUUUGGUGUCUGCUUGUCCGAGGAUUGAAGCUUUGGAGCUUGUGAAUCCGGAGAUCGCGAUGUCGGAUGGUCAAGUGACCGUUGAGUUGAGUAGCUCGACGCUGAAGAGUGUUUAUGUAGAAGCAAUCAGUUUGGACAAGUUUGUAUUGGAGGCGGAUGGGAUUGAGUGUUUGUACUUGAAAGAUUGUUCUCUCGAGGAUUUUGAACUUAUUGGAAAGGGGACCUUGAAGAGUUUUAGGAUUGAUGAUAUUAGUGUUACACAUCUUGAUAUCGGUGAGAUUGUUGAGAAUCUUGAGAAUGUGGAUAUCAGCAACUUCACGAUUAUAUGGCCAAAAUUUUACCAGAUGAUAUCGAGAUCGUCAAAUUUAAAGCGACUUAGGCUUUGGGAUGUGAUAUUUGAUGACGAGGACGAGGUUGUGGAUUUGGAAACAAUUGCCACUUGCUUUCCGCACCUGACUCAUUUAUCUCUGAGUUAUGAUGUGAGAGAUGGAGUGCUUCACUACGGUUUACGAGGCUCUUCUGAUCUGGAGAAUGUUGUUGUCUUAGAGCUUGGGUGGAGCGUGAUUAAUGAUCUUUUCUCCCAGUGGGUUGAAGGGCUGCUUAAGCGUUGCCCUAUUCUCAAGAAGCUAGUCAUCCAUGGUAUUGUUUCCGAGACCAAGACUGAUGAAGAAUGCAAGAUAUUAGCCAAUUUCACCACAUCCAUGAUUGAGCUGAUGAGGAGAUACAGAGAUGUAGAUCCACAUUUUAAAUUUGAAUAG
This is a messenger RNA of Lathyrus sativus (Indian pea), 1260 nucleotides long. NCBI's taxonomy places the organism in Eukaryota, Viridiplantae, Streptophyta, Magnoliopsida, Fabales, Fabaceae. The record is from the annotation of a GenBank genome assembly.